Messenger RNA from Cuscuta campestris, 1345 nucleotides. The record is from the annotation of a GenBank genome assembly. NCBI's taxonomy places the organism in Eukaryota, Viridiplantae, Streptophyta, Magnoliopsida, Solanales, Convolvulaceae.
GUAGACAUUGUGAACAUAGUUGUGAUCAAGGUGAUUGUGAUGAUUUAUUUCCACUUUUUUUCACCAGCAUUAUUGUUUGGGCACAUGAUGUCAUGUCAUCUGAUGCAAACGACAUUAAUGAUCACUUCCAGUUAUUGGGUACAGUUGAAGCAUUGGCUACCACAUUCAAGUGGCCCAGCUCGAGAUGAAUCUCCGAACUCCGCUUACGACCGCGGCAGUUCUCAUUUCGAGAUUGGAAGUCCAAGCCGCCGCCGCGAAGACUCCCUUUCUGCAUCAUCCCGCUCCGCCGCUAGCGACAGCGGUAGUUCUUAUUUUGAGAUUGGAAGUCCAAGCCGCCGCCGCGGAGACUUCCUUUCUGCGUCAUCGUACUACUCUGCCAGUGGUUCCUCGUUACAGGACAUUGUGGACGACCACAAUGAAGUCCCGGCCCGUUCCUGAGCCUCCCAUCCCAUCAUCAGGGUCCCGAGGUGUCGGAAGAUUUCCACCACACAUCAUUCGAAUUUGUUCAGCAACUGUCAAUUCAAUCUUAUCUAACCUUGCCUUCAUGACUUCGUUCUCCGCUCUCAACCGCAGAGUGGAGCUCUCGAGCUUCACAUUUGGUUCAGUCACGAGGUGCCUGACCAAUGUAGAGUGCCCCAUAUGCCUCACGGAGUUUGAGGCGCACGAGUGGCUACGACGCCUUUCGUGGUGCCUACAUGCAUUCCACGCGGCUUGUAUUGACCGGUGGCUCGAUGGGAACGAGACCUGCCCGGUCUGCCGCUAUCCUCUGUUUCCUACAGAGGCCCAGCUCGAGAUGAAUCUCCGAACCGCUGCUUACGACCGCGGCAAAUCUCAUUUCGAGAUUGGAAGUCCAAGCCGCCGCCGCGAAGACUCCCUUUCUGCAUCAUCCCACUCCGCCGCUAGCGACUUCGGCAGUUCUCAUUUUGAGAUUGGAAGUCCAAGCCGCCGCCGCGGAGACUUCCUUUCUGUGUCAUCGUACUACUCUGCCAGUGCUUCCUUGUUACAGGACAUUGUGGAUGACCACAAUGAAGUCCCGGCCCAGUGAAGUGACGGCGUGGGUUCGACUGACGAAUUUGACCUCUAGAGGCUGAGAAGACUAGUAAUUAGCUUGGAUUAGUUUUGUUAUUUUGGUUUUUAUUUUUCGGUUACAGUUUGGUGCCAGCUGGCUUUCUGUUGAAAGGGACUUUGGCUAUUUACGGGGCUUGCACCCCUUUUGUAAUGUUCAGUUGGGGAAAACUUCACAACAAUGAAAUCAUCUUCUUCUUCCUUCUUAUCAAAUUUAUCAGAGGCUCACCUAUGGACGAUUUCCGAGUUGCUCGGAUAGUAUUAAAUGUAUAUGUUGUUU